Molecule: messenger RNA, 4395 nt
Organism: Lotus japonicus
Lineage: Eukaryota; Viridiplantae; Streptophyta; Magnoliopsida; Fabales; Fabaceae
Product: extensin-2-like
Exons: 3
Coding region: 132-3941 (1269 amino acids)
Biological process (GO): plant-type cell wall organization
Molecular function (GO): structural constituent of cell wall
Source: RefSeq, a predicted model, not a curated record
CAUGCAGCUUUUUUCAGUCAUCACUAACACCAAACCUCUUCUCUUUCCCUCACCUCCUCCACUUCUAAGAAUAUCUGUGAGGGCCAGAUCAGAAGCAUUGGCCAGAGGUGGCAAGCUUUUCCCUUCUACCCAUGACUGCUAGGGGCAGUGGCCCCAUAAGGGGUCGCCUUUGGCCACAAAUGGCCAUGGCAUUGGCCAUUGUUUUUAUUUCUACAACUGUGGUGUCCGUCGCUGCUGAUGGUUACCUUUACUCCUCUCCUCCACCACCUUAUGAGUACAAGUCACCUCCCCCACCAACUGCUUCACCACCACCUCCUUAUGAGUACAAGUCACCACCUCCACCACCACAUGAUCACAAGGCACCACCAUAUGAGUACAAGUCACCUCCACCACCGUCUCCUUCACCACCACCUCCUUACGAGUACAAGUCACCUCCACCACCAUCCCCUUCACCACCACCUCCUUAUGAGUAUAAGUCACCACCACCACCACCACAUGAGCACAAGGCUCCACCAUAUGUGUACAAGUCACCUCCACCACCAUCUCCUUCACCACCACCUCCUUAUGAGUACAAGUCACCUCCACCACCAUCCCCCUCACCACCGCCUCCUUAUGAGUACAAGUCACCACCACCACCAAUAGAGCACAAGGCUCCACCAUACUAUUACAAGUCUCCUCCACCACCCUCUCCCUCACCUCCACCCCCUUACUACUACAAAUCUCCCCCACCACCUUCACCAUCUCCUAAACCAUACUAUUAUAAAUCUCCUCCCCCACCUUCACCAUCUCCUCCACCACCCUACUACUACAAAUCCCCCCCUCCUCCAUCUCCUGUACCUCAUCCACCUUACUACUACAAGUCCCCACCGCCACCCUCACCAUCUCCAAAGCCGUACUACUAUAAAUCUCCUCCCCCACCUUCACCAUCUCCUCCACCACCCUACUACUACAAAUCCCCUCCUCCUCCAUCUCCAGUACCCCAUCCACCUUACUACUACAAGUCCCCACCCCCACCUUCACCAUCUCCUAAACCAUACUACUACAAGUCCCCACCACCACCCUCACCAUCUCCAAAACCAUACUACUAUAAAUCACCUCCACCACCUUCACCAUCUCCUCCACCACCCUACUACUACAAAUCCCCUCCUCCUCCAUCUCCAGUGCCCCAUCCACCUUACUACUACAAAUCUCCCCCACCUCCUUCACCAUCUCCUAAACCAUACUAUUAUAAGUCUCCUCCACCACCUUCACCGUCUCCUCCACCACCCUACUACUAUAAGUCUCCUCCUCCUCCAUCUCCUGUACCCCAUCCACCUUACUACUACAAAUCUCCUCCUCCCCCUUCACCCAUUCCACAUCCACCUUACUACUACAGUUCUCCACCACCUCCGGUAAAAUCUCCACCUCCACCAACACCUUACUACUACCAGUCCCCACCACCACCUAAGUACUAUCCACCUCCAUACUAUUAUAAUUCUCCUCCUCCACCGGUUGUGUAUCCCCCAUAUCCCUACCCACACCCCUAUCACCACCCAUUGAUUGUGAAGGUAGUGGGUAAAGUUUACAGCUACAGGUGCUAUGACUGGGAGUAUCCUGAAAAGUCUCAUGACAAGAAGCACCUCAAAGGUGUUGUUGUGGAGGUCAAAUGCAAAGCUGGGAGGAACAUCAUCAAGGCCUACGGAAAAACUAAGAGUAAUGGAAAGUACAGCAUCACAGUUAAGGACUUUGACUACAUCAAAUAUGGUCCCACUGUGUGCAAGGCCAGGCUUCAUGCUCCACCUAAAGACUCACCCUUCAACAUACCUACUAAGCUGAAUGAGGGAACCGACUUGAAGAUAAAAUCCAAAAACAAGUAUGAAGUUGUGCUAAAAUCUAAGCCAUUUGCUUACGCUUCGAAGAAGCAUUUUGAAGAAUGUGAUAAGCCUAAGCCUUCACCAACUCCUUACUAUUACAAGUCACCACCUCCUCCUGCGAAAUCACCACCUGUUUAUUACUAUAAGUCUCCACCCCCACCAUCACCAUCACCAUCCCCUUCACCGUAUUGGUACAAGUCUCCACCUCCACCAUCAUCAACACCAAAACCAUACUAUUAUAAAUCUCCCCCACCACCAUCACCAUCCCCUUCACCAUACUGGUACAAAUCUCCACCUCCACCAUCACCAGUACCAAAACCAUACUAUUACAAAUCUCCUCCACCACCAUCACCAUCCCCUUCACCAUACUGGUAUAAAUCUCCACCUCCACCAUCACCAGUAUCAAAACCGUACUACUAUAAAUCUCCCCCACCACCAUCACCAUCUCCUUCACCAUACUGGUACAAAUCCCCACCUCCACCAUCACCCGUACCAAAACCGUACUAUUACAAAUCUCCACCUCCACCAUCUCCAGUGCCAAAACCAUACUACUACAAAUCUCCCCCACCACCAUCACCAUCCCCUUCACCAUACUGGUACAAAUCCCCACCUCCACCAUCACCCGUACCAAAACCGUACUAUUAUAAAUCUCCACCUCCACCAUCACCAGUACCAAAACCAUACUACUAUAAAUCACCCCCACCACCAUCACCAUCCCCUUCACCAUAUUGGUACAAAUCUCCCCCUCCACCAUCACCAGUACCAAAACCAUACUAUUAUAAAUCUCCUCCACCACCAUCAUCAUCUCCUUCACCAUACUGGUACAAAUCUCCCCCUCCACCAUCACCAGUACCAAAACCAUACUACUAUAAAUCUCCUCCACCACCAUCACCAUCACCAUCCCCUUCACCAUAUUGGUACAAAUCUCCACCCCCACCAUCACCCAUACCAAAACCAUACUAUUAUAAAUCUCCACCUCCACCAUCACCAGUACCGAAGCCAUACUACUAUAAAUCUCCCCCACCACCCUCACCAUCCCCUUCACCAUACUGGUACAAAUCUCCACCCCCACCAUCACCCGUACCAAAACCAUACUAUUAUAAAUCUCCUCCACCACCAUCACCAUCACCUCCUCCACCUUACUAUUAUCAAUCUCCUCCUCCACCUAAAGAAUUACCACACCCUCCAUAUUAUUACAAGUCACCACCCCCACCAUCACCAUCUCCUUCACCAUACUGGUAUAAAUCUCCUCCUCCACCACCACCCGUACCAAAACCAUACUAUUAUAAAUCUCCCCCACCGCCAUCACCAUCACCCCCUCCACCAUACUAUUAUAAGUCACCACCCCCACCAUCACCAUCACCUCCCCCUCCAUACUAUUACAAAUCUCCCCCACCACCUAAGGAAUUACCACACCCUCCAUACUACUAUAAGUCACCACCCCCACCAUCACCAUCCCCUCCUCCCCCUUACUACUAUAAGUCUCCACCACCACCAUCACCAUCUCCACCACCUCCAUACUACUACAAAUCACCUCCACCACCAUCUCCCUCUCCUCCCCCCCCAUACUACUACCAAUCUCCCCCACCACCAUCACAUUCUCCACCACCUCCCUACUACUACAAAUCACCUCCACCACCAUCCCCGUCACCUCCCCCUCCUUACUAUUACAAAUCUCCCCCACCUCCAUCUCCAUCUCCACCGCCUCCAUACUACUACAAAAGUCCUCCUCCACCAUCUCCCAUUCCUCAUCCUCCCUACUACUACAAAUCCCCUCCACCACCAACGUCAUCUCCUCCACCUCCUUACCAUUAUGUGAGUCCUCCUCCACCCUCACCAUCUCCUCCCCCACCAUACCACUAUGCAUCACCACCUCCUCCUUCCCCAUCUCCAGCUCCCACAUACAUUUACAAAUCACCUCCCCCACCAGUAAAAUUGCCACCACCACCAUACCACUACACAUCACCACCUCCUCCCUCCCCUUCACCCGCUCCCACAUAUAUUUACAAAUCACCUCCCCCACCAACAAAAUCGCCUCCCCCACCAGUUUACAUUUAUGCUUCCCCACCACCACCGAUCUACAAGUAAGCUCGGAAUGCGGAAGCAUAGUUCUUGAUAAAUCAUGUUGUAGUUUACGUCCAAGAAUAAAGGCAAGCUUCAUUUGGAGCAAAGUAAAACAUCUAGCUUCCUAUCCAAGUUCGUUGAAUAAAAGUCUGAAUGUAUCAUCUCUGAGCUACAAUAUUUGUGAUUCAGACAAGAUUGACUCUAUUACUUUGAUGGCCAUCUUGCACGUCCUGAUCUUAUUGUGUUCAAGUGAUGGACAAAUCAAAAAGGGGAAGCGAGAUUUGAAAUGUAAAUGUGAAGUGAAAGUUAGAAGUAUAGUCUGCUUUUGGUGAUCUCUUUAAUUUAUUUGUGAAUAAGAUUAUUAUGGCCAUGUAUUUGCUUUUAUAUUUAUUGAGGCAUUUUUGUAUUGUGUCCUGUUAUCGUGUUUGAAAUAAGAGUGUUGGCACAAAAUGGAAGCACAUUCAAAUUCUGUCCACAA